CAUUUCCGACUUGCCGUCCAUCCAUCGUCUCUUCAUUAUCCCAUAUUUUUCAUUUUUUUGCAAUAGUCUGUAACACUUGGUGAAAUUGAAGCAGCAACCAGCAAACCACAAACCCACCUUCAGUCACAAAAGGGGAGAAAACUGAAUCAUGUCCUCCACUGCUUCAGAUUAUUCUUCCAGUGUUCACCUUCCUCCAUAUGUGGUGGAGGACUGCCGCGGCGUCCUUCAAGUUUACAGCGACGGUUCCAUCGUACGCUCUUCAAAGCCAAGCUUCAACGUCCCUGUCCACGACGACGGCUCUGUUCUAUGGAAAGAUGUCGUUUUCGAUCCUACCCAUGACCUUCAGCUUCGACUCUAUAAGCCCGCUGAUUCGUCUUCAUCCUCCAAACUUCCGAUUUUCUACUAUAUCCAUGGCGGUGGCUUCUGCAUCGGCUCCUUUACCUGGCCCAACUUUCACAACUACUGCCUCCGACUCGCUUCAGAUCUCCGAGCCGUCGUCAUAUCGCCGGACUAUCGGCUGGCUCCGGAGAACCGGCUCCCAGCCGCUGUGGAUGACGCAUUCACGGCUGUCAAGUGGCUCCAGGCACAAGCCACGAACAAUGAUCCGGAUCCAUGGCUGAGCGAAGUGGCUGAUUUCAAUCGGGUGUUCAUUUCAGGUGACUCGGCCGGCGGAGACAUCGCUCACCAUCUGGCGCUUGGGCUUGGGCGUGGGUCGCCCGAGUUAGCGCCGGUUCGGGUCAGAGGUUACAUUCUUUUGGCACCCUUCUUUAGCGGCACCGCCCGAACCCGAUUGGAGGCUGAAGGUCCAAAAGACGCUUUCCUCAAUUUAGAGCUCAUUGACAGAUUUUGGAGGCUUUCUGUACCGAUUGGAGAUGACAGAGAUCAUCCCCUUGUGAAUCCAUUUGGGCCACGGAGCAAGAGCCUUGAAGGCAUUGAUUUGGAUCCAAUACUAGUGGUGGUUGGAGGAAGCGAUUUGCUGAGAGAUAGGUGUGAGGACUAUGCAAGUAGCCUUAAGAAAUUGGGGAAGAACAUAGAGUAUGCAGAAUUUGAAGGGAAGCAACAUGGAUUCUUCACUAUUGAUCCUAGUUCAGAAGCUGCAAAGAAGCUGAUGCUAAUGAUCAAACAAUUUGUAGAGAAACAUUCACUCUGAAUCUGUAUUAUUCAGGCAGUCUUGCAGAUCUUGAAUAUCCUGCCCAAACUAGCGGGGUGUUUGCUACCAGUGUUUUUCGAAUAAGGUUAAUGGUUAAUGGUGCUUUGUUUUGGAUUUCUA
Messenger RNA from Prosopis cineraria, 1270 nucleotides. RefSeq names its product probable carboxylesterase 15. Bases 149 to 1150 code for a protein of 333 amino acids. The record is from RefSeq and is a predicted model, not a curated record. The transcript is spliced from 2 exons. Gene Ontology annotation, molecular function: hydrolase activity. Lineage: Eukaryota; Viridiplantae; Streptophyta; Magnoliopsida; Fabales; Fabaceae.